AUGUUUCAGUGUCCUUUGUGCGGCAAAGGUGGAUUCAAAGACGAGGUUGCUGUAGCCUGUCAUAUGAAUCAGCCUCGCUCAGGAUGCAGCACCUGGCUACAGGAUAUGAUACAGUUGGAGUCUGCGCGAACUGAGUCUAUGAACGUUGAUAGCAAUGAGCUCAAUAUUCUGGAUGAUCAUCUCCAUCUCGCAAACACGUACGAAGAACAUGACAGAUCUGGAGGCUGGGGUGAGGAUACUGGACAUGACAUUGAUUCAAAUGAGGGUGGUUCUAUGGUCAAUGAAGAAGGAACAUUACUGACUGGCGACUUCAUUGACUGGUUCCCCGGAGCUUCUCAAACGUAUGGCACAGGUCAUACUUUCCUUGACUUGUUCAACUCAGAUGAGAACAGUGUGCACCGUGCAACAAAUCUUUACUAUCCAUUCAGUGGCCAGAAAGAUUGGGAACUUGCAUCAUGGCUACUUCAUUCGGGAUUAAGCAUGGGGAAGAUAGAUAGCUUUUUGUCACUUGAGAUAAUUCAGGGUCUUCCUCUGUCGUUCUCAUUGGCCAAGGAACUGCGAGGCAGAGCAGAAAUGUUGCCGAGUGGUCCAUGCUGGAUGUCUCAAGUAAUUGAGACAACGUGUCCGACAAAAACACCGGUCGUCUUAUAUUGGUGCGACCCGUUGGAUUGUAUCUCCAGUAUUCUUAACCAUCCAUCCUUUCACGACCGGUUAGACUUUAUGCCUCGCAAGGUGUAUACCAUGGUGCAGCAGCAGUGCUGUGUGUACUCCGAAUGGAUGACAGGAGAUGAUGCAUGGAAGAUGCAGACAUCAUCUAAUUCUUGCGUGCUCACUGCCCUGCUCCCUGUACUGAAAUUCCUUCAUAAAAAUAAACAUAUGUGCGGUAUGCUAGGGGAUCGUCUAGUCCAUCAAUGCCUGGACAUCAUUUUAGAGCCGCUAAAGCUGGCUGCUCGUGAGGGAAUUAUGCUGUCAGAUCCUGUUGGUUCAAUGACACUCGCACAAAUAGCUGCUGUCUGGAGCAAGGUCAAUUCCAAUGAUAUUGAAGCUUUCUUUCGUGAAGCACAGAGGUUUCGUCUAAAUGGUUUCUACGACCACGACCUCAAGUGGAUCAUAUGUGCAGUCGGGGAAGCAGAGAUUGAUUUCCGCUUCUCAGCAUUGCAGCCUGUGACAGGGUUUCACCAUUUCCAUGGCGGCAUUUCAAAGCUAAAGCAGGUCACAGGGCAUGCCCAAUGUGACAUCCAGCGCUCAAUUAUUGUAGUCAGUGCAGAUGCAGGGCCCAGUGCUGUGAUGACAGCUAUACAAGCUCCGACAGACUUCUGUUAUCUCGUGCAGUCACCACAGAUAGACGAUCACAAUAUUGAGCGUAUUUCCGCAGCGCUGGCUGAAUUUCACGCUAACAAACAUGCAAUCACAGCUGCUGGGCUUUGUCGUGGACAACACAACAAGCCUAUCGAUAACUGGUACAUACCAAAGAUAGAGCUUAUGCACAAUAUAGUUCCCAGUAUACGCAACACCGGCGUCACCAUGCAGUGGAGUGCAGACGCUAAGGAGCACGCACAUAUCACUGAGAUAAAAGAUCCUGCACAGUCAAGUAACAACAACAAUUACGAUUCACAAAUCUGUUGUCACCUUGAUCGUGCAGAUAAAUGUCGUCGCUUUGAUCUCGCAACAAGUCUAUUAGACUUGAGACUACGAACCAGCCUAGAUCAACACCUCAACGUUGAUGACGUCAUUGAUUUUGAUGUCGAUGGCAAUGACGACGACAGUGAUCUCCCUGCAGACCUCUUGGCCAUGGUCAAGUGCCCUGGAUAUGCACGUCCAAUCACUGACUACUUUACAAUGUCAAAGGUUCUUCGACACAGGGAGGUAGGGACAGUCCCUCUACCAUUGCGCACCUUCAUUGUUGGACGUAUGGCCUUUUAUCUCACCUACAGCCCAUCAAUCAGGGCCAUCUCCAUUGAUGAUGCUGCUCUUAGAUUUGGCCUUCCUGACUUACGACCAGCCAUCGCUGACUUCCUUCGUCGUGAAGAUAUCCACAAAUAUGGUCAUGAUACAGAAUUUCAUGAUACCACCAGUGUGCGGCCUGCACAGACCCUGAACUGUGCACCAUCUUCUGAAAUUUGGCCAUUUGGUCGGUAUGACACUGUUAUUGUCAAUAAUGAGGAAGGGCACUCAUGGCCUGCCGAUGGUCUUCAUGGUCAUGUUGUCGCUCAAAUGAGGCUUAUUCUAUGUCCAAUUAGAAAGACAGGCACACAGGGGACUUGGAAGAAUCGCUUCCUCACUUACAUGCAACACUUUAACAAUAGCGAGCGCAAACCAGCUAUGCAGCUACAAGUGCUCAAGAGGGCGAAACGGUCAAACGGGGCUCGCAUUGGUGAUGUGAUACCAGUCACUCAGCUCAGAGCGCCUGUUAAUGUUGUCCCUCGCUUUGGUGCAAGUGCAGACCCUCAUCUCACUCAAUAUAACAGUAUGGAGCACGCAUCAGAAUUCUGGCUCAAUAAGUAUUGGGACAAAAAAAUAUUUUUCCCUCUUUCAAUGUAG
Molecule: messenger RNA, 2541 nt
Organism: Suillus plorans
Lineage: Eukaryota; Fungi; Basidiomycota; Agaricomycetes; Boletales; Suillaceae
Exons: 7
Coding region: 1-2541 (846 amino acids)
Source: RefSeq, a predicted model, not a curated record